This is a messenger RNA of Psylliodes chrysocephalus, 2061 nucleotides long. The record is from the annotation of a GenBank genome assembly. NCBI's taxonomy places the organism in Eukaryota, Metazoa, Arthropoda, Insecta, Coleoptera, Chrysomelidae.
AAAUAUUGAUACAAACACCAUUUCAAUUCCUGGAUUCAAUUUUUACCGACUUGAUAGAUAAUCUAGAGGUGGUGGUGUUGGUCUUUAUUUAAACAAUUAUAUUACUGGUUUACAAUUAGUUGAAUUUAAUUCCUCUGACUUAAACUGUGAGUAAAUGUGGAUUAAAUUUACGAUAAACGGUUUUCGCGUUUGCAUUGGAGUUAUAUAUCGACCACCUAAAGGCAUCGUUUACAAAUAAAGAAGAAACUGACAACUGACAAAAAAAUACGUUAUUUCAAAUUUGAAUUAUUAUGUUCUGUGCUUCUGUGCAGUUCUAAUAACCGUUGGCCGUUUGUUGUUUAUGAGUGAAUAGCAAAAUAAAUAUCCUAAUUACUUUUUAUCUUCAUUUGUCUCAUUGUAUAGUGAAAUAUUCUAAAUCGUUCUUACAUAUUUAUAUUUCUACUGAAAUGUCCCAAUUCAAGUUUUGGAAUGAUGUCAAUAAUUUAUUAAAUAUGGAAGGACCAGUCAAUGGGCCAGUACCCCGAUGGCAGAAGAAAAAAGAAUCAUCUGGGUCUUUGAACAGCAGUUCGAAUAAUUCUUCGAGAAUAAAAUCUUCAUCGUCUCUUAAUUCUACGAAGACACCUGUCAAGGGUGCCAAAGGCGAAUUCCAAAAGUGUAAAACACCAUCAAAGACUCCGACUCCUAACAAGGGAUCUAAGACUCCUAGCGGGGAUCGUUUUAUACCCUCUAGAAGUGCUAGUAAUUUGGAUUUGGCACAUUUGAAGCUUACACAAGAUGAAAGUAGUAAAAGUGAAAGUCCCACUCAUAAAGAACUUCAGAAAGCUAUGUCUGAGAACCUUUAUGGAGCCGAUAUAAGUAAUCAAAAAAUUCUUACUUAUAAAAAUAAGGCUCCAAGCGCGCCUGAAGGCUUUCAGAAUCCUAUGAAGGUAAUUUAUACACAAGUUAAGACUCCUGCAUCUGUAAAGAAUUGUAGUAGAUAUAUUCCUCAAGCCCCAGACAGAAUUUUGGAUGCUCCUGAUAUUGUAGAUGAUUUUUAUCUGAAUUUAAUUGAUUGGGGUUCUCACAAUAUCUUGGCUGCUGCAUUAGGAUCUCAUGUAUAUUUAUGGAAUGCUGCUACUGGAAAUAUUGAGCAGCUCUUAGAAUUGGAAGGGAAUGAUUAUGUUUGUUCCCUAUCAUGGAUUCAAGAUGGGUAUUGUCUAGCUGUAGGAACUACCGAGGGAACUGUAGAGUUAUGGGAUUGCUCAAGGUCAAAAAAAUUAAGAAUCAUGGAAGGUCACUCUGCCAGGGUAGGAUCUCUCGCAUGGAAUUCUUAUGUUUUGACAAGCGGAUGUCGUAGUGGCCAAAUACUUCACCAUGAUGUUAGACAAAGAGAACACAUCGUUUCAACAAUUUCUGGUCACACUCAAGAAGUUUGUGGCCUAAAAUGGUCUCCUGAUGGAAAAUAUUUAGCCAGUGGUGGAAAUGACAAUGUAUUGAACAUUUGGCAAUCUGUUAGCGGAUCACAUAAUUCUCAUUCCACACCUCUUCAUGUAUUCACAGCGCAUCAGGCUGCUGUAAAAGCUUUAGCUUGGUGCCCAUGGCAGCCACAUAUUUUAGCUAGUGGGGGAGGAACUGCAGAUAGACACAUUCGGAUGUGGAACUGUAAUACAGGAAGCUGUGUUAAUUCUAUUGAUACCAAAUCACAGGUAUGCGCUCUAUUAUGGUCAUCUAACUAUAAAGAACUGAUUUCUGGCCAUGGAUUUGCCCACAAUGAAAUAAUUAUUUGGAAAUAUCCUGGAAUGACAAAGGUAGCAGAACUGACUGGUCAUACUUCACGAGUAUUACACCUUGCCAUGUCUGCAGAUGGCAGUACGGUUUUAUCAGCAGGUGCAGAUGAAACAUUGAGAUUAUGGAAAUGUUUUCCAAAGACUGCUGCUAAAGCCAAGGACGCUGAAAAAGUUAAAGCUAAACCAAGUGCACUGAAGCAGAGCAUUAGAUGAAUUAAUUUUAGUGACAUGAUGAUAUUUUCAGAAUUAUAAUAAUUUUAAGUUCUUUUAUAUAAUAAAAAUGUUAUAUAAUAAA